Molecule: messenger RNA, 732 nt
Organism: Camelina sativa (false flax)
Lineage: Eukaryota; Viridiplantae; Streptophyta; Magnoliopsida; Brassicales; Brassicaceae
Biological process (GO): defense response to other organism
Cellular component (GO): plasmodesma; plasma membrane
Source: RefSeq, a predicted model, not a curated record
AUGGAUAAUGAACAAAUCAUCGUUGAAAAGAUGAAUGAACCGCUUCUAGUAACCUUAACCGAUACCGAACAAGUCCCGGACCUCCGAGCAAUAUCAUCACCUAACGCCCAAGAAUCCGAACCAGCUAACAUCUCACAGUGGUCACUACUCUUCAAACUCUUUCUAGCCAUCACGAUCAUCGGUCCUUUCAUCAUAUGUGUCUCGUUUUUCAUAUGGAUUACUCCAACUCCACCCACCGUACAGGUACACUCCAUGCAUAUAUCAUUCGCCAAUCACAAUCUCCCGGUAUGGUCCGCAAUGUUCUCCAUCAAAAACCCUAACGAGAAACUCCACGUCACGUACGAGAAUCCCUCAGUGUGGCUGGUUCACCGGAGAAGGCUCGUGUCAACGGUAAGAGCCGAUUCGUUCGGGCAGAAAGGUGAAGAGGAGAACGAAGUGAUCGUGAAGGGAGACGAAACCAAAGUUAUUGACGAAGAGGCGGCUUGGGAAAUGGAAGAUGAAGUUGCGGUAACAGGAGAUGUGGUUGGUCUUGAUAUGGUGUUUUUUGUGAGAGUAGGGUUUUCUCCGGGGGCUUCUGCUCUAUGGGGAAAACAGUACAUGUCGGCAGUUUGUGAGAAUGUCAUGAGAGCUACGUUACCUAAUGUUGAUGACAAAAUCUAUGGGACAAAUAGAUCGAGUUUCUCUUUUGAUGGUCGACUAGAAUGUCGUGUACGUCUCCCUAAAUAUCCUUAG